AUGUUGUCAGCUGAAGAAAAGAAAAAAUUAUACGAAACUAUCGGCUAUGAAGGUGAAGAUACAUCAACGUUGACUUAUCCCAAAGAUUAUGUCGAUAUUGAUCUUUCAAUUCGAUUGAUUAUGCUCGAUUUAAAUAUUUGGUCAAAAGUCAAUGAAAAUGAUCAAGAAUUCAGAGUUAUUAGUCGUGCUGCUGUACCUGAUACAGAAAUAAUAUUUAAACGACGCCCGGCAACUUCUUCUGCUUUAUUUCUUGCUAGUUUAAGGUCAUUUCAAGUGUUCGGUAUUGCUACCGAUUUGAAACAAUCAGAAUCAUCAAAUUAUAGUCGUCCUGUUCUUGUUUAUCCAAUUAUUCAAUCAAAGUCAUCAAAUAAUCAAUCAGCGCAACCAAAAUUAUUAGAAAUUGAAUUUGAAACCAAUCCAUUAGAUAGAGACUCCGGCUAUCGUGUGAAAGUUGUAUCACAACCACUUGAAAUUAUAUACAAUACCCCAACUAUCAAUAAACUUAUCGAAUGUUUUGAACAGGAUACUCGAUACAAUCUGCAAGGGGUUAAACAAGCAGCUUAUACAACAUACACAGAUGUUAAACAUCAAUCUGUAUUAUUUAUGAAAUAUAAUAUAGAAACAACAAAAGUACUCGAUAUUCACAUUGAUAUACAAUCACCUUAUUUUCUUUUGCCUGAAAAUGGUGUCUACUAUUAUGGUUGUCCAGCUCUUUGUUUGGAUAUGGGUCAUUUAGUUUUGCAACAAAGCAGUAUUACCAAUAAAAAUGACGAAGAAGCAAUGGACAAUUACAUUCAAUUUCAAUUGGAAUUAAAAAAUUUUCAAUUACUCUAUGCUAAUAAAUAUGAAAAUUGGCAAAAUGCACGUCAACAAGAAGCUACUCAUUUACAUUUAAUUAAACCAAUAACACUCAAUAUAAAUCUUUUUAAAUGUCUUUAUUCGAACAAUGUCAAUUUUCCUGCUUGGAAGAUUUCUGGACAAAUUCCAACUGUAAAUGUGCGAAUUUCGGAUAUGCGUUUAUUUAAAAUUAUAAAACAUAUUCAAUCACUUUCAUUUCCACAAUCGAAUCGUCAAACGAUAACCAACACACAAAAUAAAACUGAGCUAUGGACGAUGACGCCUCUGGUUGAUAUUACUCAACAAACAUUAGAAACGAUUGAAAAUAUCACAUCUAUGAAAAAGGCUCUGGAAACAUUAGCUGAUGAAAAUCAAGAAAUUCAAAACAAAAUCGAAGAACAAUUUACACAAAUCGAAGCUAAUUUUAAAAUUUCACAAAUCGAUCUUCUUCUGGAAGAAGAAAAGGAAGAUAAAGACUAUCCAUUUCUUCGUAUUUCAUUUGUAUCAAUCUGUGCACAAACAUCGAUAAAAACAUUUGAUAUAGAAUUCCAGGCAUCAUUAGAUGAUUUCACUAUUUAUCAUGAACAAUUCAUAACAAAAGAUAAUCAUCAGCUUCGUUUUCUUGCUGCUCAACAUGAAGAAAAUCAAAUUAUUGAUAAAACAAAUUCAAAGAAACUAGUUAGUAUACAUAUUUUACAUACAUCAUCAGAUAAUCCAUUAUUUACGUCAUCGAAAUAUGAUGAACUUGAAAAUAAAGUUCGAAUACAUUUGAGUAAACUUAUUGUCACAUUACAAUUGGAAGCAUUAUUAUCCAUCAUGAAAUUUCAAGAUAAUAUCAUGCAAAAAUGGCCAACAGAUAUUUUUGAACAACAAAUUAAGAAAACACAAUUAUCUCGAAAAGUAUUUGAAGAUAAUAGAACAAUGUCGACUAUUGAAAAAUUUGUUAAAACAAAUCGUUCAUCGUCCGCAAGUACACUUGCAAUCGAAGCCAAUCUAGAAGAAUUUCAUAUAGUUAUUGCAACUGUCGAUACUCAAAUGUUCGAUGUUUAUGUUCAUGGUGUCCAAGCUAAUGUGCAUAAUAGCUCUAGUGAAACAUUGGUUAACUUAAUUCUUACCGAUUUUUAUAUGUUCGAUCCUCAUAUGGAUGCACGAUUUCGAAAGGAAUUUAUUGACACACUGAAUAUCUCAAAUGCAGCACUUGACCUUACUCAAUAUCAAGCUAAUGCUAUUUAUGAACAAGUACAAAAUUUACAAAAUCAAGCAUUUAAACUACGUCUAAAUGCUACGUUUAAUGCACCAAAUAUAAUUGUUCCAAUAAAUGCCUCUUCUGACGAAGCAUUAUUUCUUGAUUUAGGAAAAUUAAUACUAGAAACAAAAUUUAUUGAUGAUCCAAACACAUUACUUGUUGAGCAACAGCAAGUUAACAUUGAAAAUGUUCGUGCUAGUCGAGUUAAACUGAAUAAAAAUAAUGAAAUACAAAGUGAAAUAAUUCUACUCGAAUGUGCAAAAUUAAAAAUAGAUGUGAAUAGACUUUUAUAUCCUGAAAAAAUAAAAACUACACCCUAUAUUUCGCUUACAAUGCAAUGGGAUUUAAUUCAUGUAAGUUAUUUAAUAAUUAUAAUUGAAAACAUUUGCUUCUUUCAGUUUCAAUUAGCUAAAGAUGAUUAUUUAUGUGUAAUGAAAAUUUUGAUGGAAAAUUUUCAAGAGCAAACAAUAACGAAUGUUAUUCGUGAACAAUAUCAUUAUGGACAAGAACAACAAAAACGAGAAGAAGAUGCUUUACGAAAAGCUGCUGUUAAAAAACAAAAAGAAUGGCAGAUUGGUAAGAUAUUUGAAAGCAUUAAAGUUCAUGCCGAAAUCAAAAAACUUGCACUUACACUUUAUCUUGGUGAAUCAAAUUUGGUUAGUCGUCAUGUAAAACAUGAAGAAAAUUUGAAAUUAGCUAAUGUACAAAUCGAUGUAUUCGAAGUUAUCUUUCGACAACAUUCAGAUUCAAGUUAUAAAGUCAUAGCACGUGUAAAAAACUUUCUAUUCGAUGAUCUACGAGAAACUCAUAAAGCAGAUGCUGUUAUACAUAUGAUAGAUCGACAUUUUACUGUUGAUCCAAAUUUGUACAUGCUUAUAGCUAGUUUAGAGUUUAAACCAAAAGAUCAAACACGUUUAAAAGCUCAACAAAGAAUGAAUGUUCAAUUGGAAAGUCUUUAUAUUUGUAUUAAAUUAGAUUAUUUGAUGAUAUUAACAGAUUUUUUCAUGUCAAACUUGCCGAUAAAUGAUACAAAUAAAUCGAAAAAUCAAGCAAUAGCAAUGACGAAAUCUAAUGAUAUUCUUCAAACGAAGAAAAUAUCUACACAAUAUGAAUCGAAUCAUAGUCAUACUACAAUGGCGACUUCUACAUUAUCCUCGAUUGAAGCUACUAAUACUGAUGUUGAAACUAGAGUUGAUAUUCUUCUUAAAAAUCCUGAAAUUAUCCUACUCGAAGAUCAACAUAAUUCUAAUUCAAAUUGUCUUGUACUCAAUUUUGCUCUUACUAUGCGUGCGGUUAACAUUGGAGAUGAUAUGAAAAUAUUUAGUACAUUAAAUGAUUUAACUAUCUAUAGUUCGAAUUUUGCUGAAUUGAAAUCUUCAAAAGUUAAAUAUCGAAUUUUACAACCAGCCAAAGUCGAUUUAACAAUAAUGAUCGAUGCAGAACAACAAAAAGUUGAUGUUCGUUUUUCACAUAUUAUUAUUAAUAUUACACCAGCUGCUGUUCGCAUACUUAUUAGUGUUACUAGUUCAUUAAGUAAACAUCAACCAACAAAAAAACAAGAAAAAUUCGAUGUUCAAACAAUGUUUAAUCCAAAAUCAAUUACCGAAUCUAAUUUUUGGUAUUUGACAGAAGACAGAAAUGAUGUUCUAUCACAGAAAGAUUCUCUUGUUGAAAAUAAGAAGAAGAAAGGAAAAAAUUGUCUUUUUCAACAGCUUAUUUUAACAUUAACAACUAUGGAAAUAAAACUUAAUGUUGGUUUUGGUUCAAUAACGAAAUCAGUUGGUGCUAUGUGUCUAUCAGAUUGGACAGUUGAUCUUAAAAAUUGGUCCGAUCAGAUGACUGCUUCAUUGACAAUGAAUAUUGAAGCAGCUUUAUACAACAAACAUACUCUUGCAUGGGAACCUCUUAUUGAACCGACACUUGAUAAAAAUAAAGCACGUCUUAUACCAUGGCAUAUCACAUGUUCAAUUACACCUAUAUUUCCGAUUGCUGAUCGUGUUGAAUCAUCAUCAUCAUCAUCGACAAAUAUAAAACAACAACAAAACAAAGUUUCUGGUCUCAAUGCUAAACAAUUAAUUUCAAUUAGAGCUCACCAAUUAUUAAAUAUAACUAUAACAAAAACAGGUCUUGAACUUAUUGAACAUUUAUCAUCUUUAUUUAAUGAUAUUUAUAAUCAACGUUUACCAAAAAAUAUCGAUGAUAAUGAACCAAUGUUAUCAUUAGUAAAUUUAACAGGACAAAAUUUGUUUAUUGACAAUCUAAACGGUCUUCAAUUUGCUGAUAACAUUACAUGGACUUCAAAAGUUAUCCAACAAAAUGAAUCGAUUCCAUUAAAUGCAUUCUAUGAACGAUUAUCAGCAACUUAUCGUCUUUCUGUUAUUGAAGAACAAACUUCUCAAAAUCGACAAGAAUUUUCUGUUCAAAAUGAUAACAAUAUUAAAUUAAUAAAUAUUAAUCGAACAUGGCAACGUAUAUAUGAUUUACAACUAUCAACUGCUUCAUUGUUUCCUAUUCAAUUACUUUGUGAUACUCAAAUACAUAAUAAUUGUCGACGUAUUAUUCUUAGUUCUGUUGUUAAAGCAUAUACAGAAACAAAAGAAGCGUAUUUAGAGAAUACCGAUCAACUUGAGCGAGUAUCAUACUGUAUUCAUAUUCAUUCAACAAUUCAUCUAACAAAUCUUUUACCAAUUGACAUUCAAUGUUCGAUUAAUAAUUUGGAACAAAUUUAUCUUAAACCGAGUCAAUUACAACUAAUUACAUCUGGUGGAAAAAAUUCUAUACUUACAUUUAUUAUUCCAUUUUACAAUGAAAUUGAAUGGAUCUCAGAUCCUGUUGAUUUAGGAAAAAGAAAAAGAAAUGAUUCUAGUGAACAAAUUAUUACUUUUUAUAAUGCUUCAGGUCCAAAUAAACAACAAAUUUUACGAAUGGUUCUACAUGUGGAUUUAUUUCAUGAAUCAUAUCAUUUAUCAUUAUAUGCACCAUUCUGGAUUGUUAAUCAUACUGAUCUUAAUCUUGAAUUUCGAAUCGGUAAUGAUAGAGUAUUGAUUAAAGAUACUGAAAACUCACUUCUUGCCUGUCCGGAAAAAUAUAAAAGUGAUACAAGUGAAAAAAUUUGUGUUGAUAUAACAACAAGUUCCUUUGGUUUAACAAAAAUUGUUGCAUUAUCACCAGCUAUGGUUAUUAUUAAUCAAUCUUCAAUUCCUAUUGAAAUCGUUGAAACUUUAAUGGGUAAAGAACAAGGUCAAUGGACUUUCGUGGAAUGUGAUGGAAUUAUUCCUUUUUGGCCACAAAAUCCUAAAGAAGGUUUAAUACGUGUUCGUUAUGCACAUAAUCAAAAGAAAUCGAAAGCAUUUUCAAUGAAUAAAAAACAUCAUACAUUACUCUAUAUGAAUGAUGACGAACGUUUAGUUAUUUUUGUAGAAGUUAUUGCUACUGAUUUUGAUGGUGUUCGAGUAAUUUUUAGUGAUUACAAACAAGGUGAUGCACCCGUAUUACUUAUAAAUCAUACACAUGAUCAAUUAAUUUCGUUUGUUCAAAAAGAUGAUGUGAGAGCUCAAUAUUUAGUACCAAAAUAUUUUGUCUAUUAUACAUGGAUGAAUCCUUUAAAACCACGUGAGAUGAUUGUCACUUGCAAUGACAAAUCGAAAACAAUUGAACUUAAUCCUCAUCGAGGUGAUCUUGCUAUAACUGAAAACCAUGGUACUGUCAAUUAUAUUGUAUUUAUUGAUGGUGUACAAACUGUAUUACUUUUCUCGUACGAUGAACAAAUUAUUGCAGCUGCAUUAAAUAUACCAUCUCCAACUCAAUCCAUCUGUCGACGUCUUCAACUUGGUAUUUCUGAUGUUGGUCUAUCAAUUGUAAAUGAUGUACAGCGAGAAGAACUUCUUUAUAUUAGUUUAAAAAAGUCAAAACUUCUUUGGGUUCAAAUAAGAAAAUCUCGAGUGAAACCAUUUUCACAUGAUGUCCACACACAUUUAGAAGAGUUAUAUAAAAUACAUCUACAACUAAUAGAAACAAAUCCAAAUGAUGAAACUUUUCGUCGAACGAAAUAUCAAAUACCUGAAUAUCAUGAAGUUACGUUUUAUGAUAAUGCUGCUGAAUUAAUCAAUAAAAAAGGUGAACAUAAAUUAGCUAAACGACAAUCACUUCAUGGAUUAUGGAUUGAAUAUACAUGGUCGAUGACUAAUGCAGCAUUGUAUGCUUGUAUUAAUCAUAUUCAAAUUGAUAAUCAACUAGACUCUACCAAUUUUCCAAGUCUUCUCUAUCCAAUAUUAUCUAAAACAGCAGACUCUGAUAUUACUGAAAAACCAUUUAUUGAAUUAAGUAUUUAUGAAUCGAAAACAUCACAAUCAAAUAUAAUGCAUUUUCAAUAUUGCAAAUUACUUAUUCAAGAAUUUGUACUUCGAAUUGAUCAAGGUUUAAUUUUAGCUAUUCUUACUUUCCUUAGAAAAGAAAAGAAUACAAUGAUACCAAUGAUCAAUAUGGAUACUGAUUUAGAACAUAUUCAGAAGUCUCUUCAAGCUAUUAUUAAAGUACAAACUGACACUCCAAUGGGUGAAACACGAAUGUACUUUGAUAACAUUCACUUAUCACCACUUAAAGUACCUAUUUAA
Molecule: messenger RNA, 6696 nt
Organism: Rotaria sp. Silwood1
Lineage: Eukaryota; Metazoa; Rotifera; Eurotatoria; Philodinida; Philodinidae
Source: the annotation of a GenBank genome assembly